This is a messenger RNA of Gadus morhua (Atlantic cod), 4528 nucleotides long. It is a transcript of the gene loxl2b, whose product is annotated as lysyl oxidase-like 2b. Gene Ontology annotation, cellular component: membrane. The record is from RefSeq and is a predicted model, not a curated record. Gene Ontology annotation, molecular function: protein-lysine 6-oxidase activity; copper ion binding. Gene Ontology annotation, biological process: collagen fibril organization; peptidyl-lysine oxidation. Lineage: Eukaryota; Metazoa; Chordata; Actinopteri; Gadiformes; Gadidae.
UCAUCGGAGCCGAGGGAGGCGUGCGUAGGGGCAGGUCUACCGUGGAUAGGUCCACCCUUUGAUAGGGUCCACCCAUCGUCGGUCCAGAGGCGCACGGUUUCAAGCUUCAGUAAAAGUGCAUGUGAGGAGUCCGAGUGCUCCGCGUCCCUCAUAGGUCCGUCCUUCUGUAGUCCGGCUCUGCGGAGGUGAAGGACUCGUAUUGGGGCUGUUUUCUGCUGGAGAGAUUGGCGCAAUCCAAGUGCCCUCCGUCGGACGCCCUCCACCUGAGCCAACAUGCCGGCCCCCUGCCAGCCCCACCACCACCACCCCCACCUCCCCUCCCUGCACGGGUCCAUGCUGCUGCUGCUGGCGCUGCUCGCCCCCCUGGCCCGGGCCCAGUACGAGCACAUGGGCUACCCGCCUGGCUACCCCGAGCCGGAGCAGGAGAUGUACAGCGCGCCCCACAUCCCCGCCGACACCCCCAGGAUACAGCUGCGGCUGGCGGGCGACAAGCGCAAGCACAACGAGGGCCGGGUGGAGGUGUUCUACAGCGGGGAGUGGGGCACCGUGUGCGACGACGACUUCUCCAUCCACAACGCCCAGGUGGUGUGCCGCGAGCUGGGCUACCUGGAGGCCAUGUCCUGGUCGCCCUCCGCCAAGUACGGGAAGGGAGAAGGCCGCGUGUGGUUCGACAACGUCCACUGCAGCGGCAAGGAGAGCACGCUGGCGCUGUGUGCGUCCAAUGGGAUCGGAGUGUCGGACUGCAAGCACUCGGAGGACGUGGGCGUGAUCUGCAGCGACAAGAGGAUCCCGGGCUUCAAGUUCAUCAACACGCUGCCCAACCAUGUGGAGAACCUCAACAUCCAGGUGGAGGACGUGAGGAUCCGGGCCAUCCUGUCGUCGUACCGCAAGCGCAUCCCCGUGACGGAGGGCUACGUGGAGGUGAAGGACGGCGGCAAGUGGAAGCAGAUCUGCAACGCCGACUGGAACCCGCAGAACAGCCGCGUCAUCUGCGGCAUGUUCGGCUUCCCUGGGGAGAGGAAGUACAACGCCAGGGUCUACAAGAUGUUUGCCCGCCGGAGGAAGCCGUCCUACUGGGACUACUCGGUCAACUGCACGGGGAACGAGGCGCACCUGUCCAGCUGCCACCUGGGCCAGGGGGACAUGGCGGAGGGGAAGGACAACGGGACCUGCACCGGGGGGCUGCCCGUGGUGGUCAGCUGCGUCCCGGGGCGGGCCUUCGCCCCCACGCCCCAGAGCGGCUUCAGGAAGGCCUUCAGACAGGAGCAGCCCCUGGUGCGACUGCGUGGAGGUGCGAUCGUGGGGGAGGGCCGGGUGGAGGUGCUGAAGGGCGGAGAGUGGGGCACCAUCUGUGACGACCACUGGAGCCUGCUGGCCUCCUCCGUGGUGUGCAGGGAGCUGGGCUUCGGCACGGCCAAGGAGUCCCUCUCUGGAGGUCGGCUGGGACAGGGCAUGGGCCCGGUGCACAUGAACGAGGUGCAGUGCUCGGGCUUCGAGAAGUCCAUCACCGAGUGCCUCUUCGACAAGGAGUCCCUUGGCUGCAGCCACGAGGAGGACGCGGCCGUGCGCUGCAACGUACCCGCCAUGGGCUUCCAGGAGCAGUUGCGUCUGCGCGGGGGCCGUAACCCCUUCGAGGGCAGGGUGGAGGUGCUGGUGGAGAGGAACGGCUCCCUGGUGUGGGGCACGGUGUGCAGCGAGGGCUGGGGCACCAUGGAGGCCAUGGUGACCUGCCGGCAGCUGGGGCUCGGCUUCGCCAGCAGCGCCUUCCAGGAGACGUGGUACUGGCCGGGGGACGUGAGCGCGGACCGCGUGGCUAUGAGCGGCGUGCGUUGCUCCGGGACGGAGAUGACCCUGUCCCACUGCCUCCACCACGGGGCGCACCUCGCCUGCCCCAAGGGGGGGGGCCGAAACGCCGCCGGGGUGUCCUGCUCCGAGACGGCCCCAGACCUUGUGCUGAACCCCCAGGUGGUGGAGCAGACCACCUACAUGGAGGACCGGCCCAUGUUCAUGCUGCAGUGCGCCUACGAGGAGGACUGCCUGGCGUCGAGCUCCAGGGAGUCCCCCGCCACCGCCAUCCGCCGCCUGCUGCGCUUCUCCUCCCAGAUACACAACAACGGCCAGUCCGACUUCAGGCCCAAGGCCGGGCGCCACUCCUGGGUCUGGCACGAGUGCCACAGACAUUACCACAGCAUGGAGGUGUUUACCCACUAUGACCUGUUCAGUCUCAACGGCACCAAGGUAGCAGAAGGACACAAGGCCAGCUUCUGUCUGGAGGACUCAGAGUGCGACGAAGGGAUCGACAAGAGGUACGAAUGUGCCAACUUCGGGGAGCAAGGCAUCACGGUGGGCUGCUGGGACACGUACCGCCACGACAUCGACUGCCAGUGGGUCGAUAUCAGCGACAUCAAACCCGGAGACUACAUCUUCCAGGUGGUGAUCAAUCCCAACUACGAGGUUCCUGAGUCCGAUUACUCCAACAACAUCAUGAAGUGCCGGUGUCGGUACGACGGCAACAGGGUGUGGAUGUACAGCUGCCACAACGGAGGCUCCCUGAGCUCUGAGUCGGAGCAGGCGUUCCCCGGCCUGCUGAACAACCAGGUGACCCACCGCUAAAAGAGCGGGAAACCGGAGAGAGGCCCCGCCCCCAGCCCUACGUCGUUUCCAUGGAGAGUCUGACGCCUAGCAACCACCCGUCUCCUCUCUCCGUUGUGUGUGUGCGUGUGUGUGUGUGUGUGUGUGUGUGUGUGUGUGUGUGUGUGUGUGUGUGUGUGUGUGUGUGUGUGUGUGUGUGUGUGUGUGUGGUUCCAACUUCGACAGUCGGGAAAGCGACGUGAAGAUGCAGCUCUUUUGAACUACGACCACAACCAUCCCAGCUACCCCCUUCUCCGCUAAUACCACCACCAUCACCAACAACCCCACCAUCACCACCACCACCACAAGCCCUGACCAAGCAGAGACCAAACCGACCACGCCCUCUAAUCCCCAUUUUCAAUUCGCAAACUCUAACCCCCUUCGAAGUGACUGCUCCCGGAAUUGAGGCAGCUAUUACGCUGUUUUGGUUUGCAAAGGCUAACUGCAUGCUAGCAGAGCUAAAGGCUAGCCCAGCUUAUUGCUAGCAGGGCUAAAGGCUAUCCCAGCUGACUGCUAGCCCAGCUAACCGCUAGCAGAGCUAAAGGCUAGCCCAGCUAACCACUAGCAGGGCUAAAGGCUAGCCCAGCUAACCACUAGCCGGGCUAAAGGCUAGCCCAGCUAACCGCUGGCACAGCUAAAGGCUAGCCCAGCUAACCGCUCCCAUGGUCAAGAUCUCAGGAGCCAGCCGCAGCUUAAUCGAGCCCCUUCCCGCUCAGCGAGUCUCUUAAACUCCUCCUCUCGUUUUAAUGAUGUUUCCCCGCGGCGGCCGGGUCUGUCGUCAGGUGCGGCGGUGUCUUCCAGAGUGCGUCGGCUUUGAAGAGCGUUAAUUAAAGGGAAUCCUCCGGAGUGGGGAGCGCCGCGGUUCAAAGCCCCGUCCCGUCGCGGCGCGGGCCGGCGACCCCGGGACCCGGGGACGGGCGGCUCACCGGCUCCGCCGCUCCGCGGGGAGAGGACGGGUGGGACUCAGCCUUAGCACUAAUCCUUUUAUUUUUUUUCAUCUUACUCAUUAGUUGAAAGUGCGUUUUUUAAUAUUUUUUUAGAGCUCGUUGGAGAUGUCUUAUGGUCGAUUAUUAAGUGCCGUUACCUUCUUUAUCCGUCUCCCCCACUUCUGCACAAGUGUUUUAAUGUGCCCACCGGAGUCUUGCGGUCGAUCUUUACCUUAUAGAAUUCUUCUUCUUACUCGAUUUUCUUACCAAGGGAUGGCUUAUCCUCUGUUAUGUGCCGUCAUUAGAGGUUCUAAGUCUCUAAGAGUUUCAUCACAGGUGACGAUCAUUGCAUGAAACCUUUCUAAUUAAUCCAAAUACCGAUCAGACUCACCAUUUAUUUAUGGUGCCUUUCGUGCCAAACGGCUCUUCAAAGUGCUUUUCAACAAAACAAGAGGAAUUAAAUGAACAGUAAAAAUAAAGAACAAUAAGUAACGUUACAAAAAACCGAAUUAAGAAAAUGUGAGAGGUGGAAAAAUGUAUCAAAAAAUGACCUAACCGCACUGCUUUAGCUUUUGAGUGUGACAAGAUGGUGGCAAAUGCUUUUUAAGUCGUGAUGUGAAGCACGGAUUUCGGGAAUGUUACAAGACCCCAAAAGAUGCCAAAUCCCCUUUUGGUGCUUGUGUAAACUCUAAACACUCUGACACCCAAUUAGUAACUUAUUGUUAAAAGUCAGGGAUUUUAAAGUUUUAGUUAGUCCUUUUAAACAGUGUUUUUGUUUUUGUACAAAGAUGUGUGUAAAUCAUAUUUUAUUGUACAUCUUUACUGGUGCUAUAGCUGAUCCUCUGUUUUCUGAGGAAGCAGUGAUCGGCCUGAUUAUCUGUUUACUUGCGGUGUACUUGAACAGAAUGUAAGUAAACCUAAAUAUGCUUUGUGUUAACUCAAAUAAAGGUAUGAGGCAAUCCGAUUUCUCA